Mauremys mutica (yellowpond turtle) is the source of this 4457-nucleotide messenger RNA. RefSeq names its product whirlin (gene WHRN). The coding region runs from base 513 to 3521 and encodes 1002 amino acids. The record is from RefSeq and is a predicted model, not a curated record. Gene Ontology annotation, cellular component: stereocilia ankle link complex; photoreceptor inner segment; plasma membrane. The transcript is spliced from 14 exons. Gene Ontology annotation, molecular function: protein binding. Gene Ontology annotation, biological process: sensory perception of sound; auditory receptor cell stereocilium organization. Lineage: Eukaryota; Metazoa; Chordata; Testudines; Geoemydidae.
GGCAGGCGCGGGCUCAACAGUUGAGCAAAGUCGCUCUCCGGAGCCCGGCGGCGGCGGGGCUCCCGGCGGCCGGAGAAAGGCACUUGGGAGCGGAGGAGCUGGAGACACGGAGCCGAGGGGCCGCUCUCGGCCCGGGGGGGGCGAGCUCCAAGGUUGCUCCCGGCUGGGGGGGCUCCAGGCAGCCCGGCGGGGGGCUCCCGAGAUCGCUUCUCCCCGGGCACAGCCGGGGACCCAGGACAAGGGCAGCCCGGGGGGGGUUCCAGCUACUUCCCCGCUGUGCACGGCGCUGUCCCUGCCGGAGGAGCCGGAGCCGCUGCCCCGGGGGGGGGGGGCUCCCCCCUUCGCUCAUGGCUCCUGUGCCCUGCGGGCUGAGCCCCUGGCCGAGCCUGCGAGCCGCCCGUCCCCCGCGGCGGGGGCUGUGGGCUGACUGAGGGCGACCCCCCCUCCAGAGCAGGGGGCCGCCGGAGGAUGCGCUGACCGGGAGGCACACGCCGGCCCCGGGCAGCGGGGCGAUGAGCGCCGGGCUGGACCGCAUGUCUGUGAACUCCUCCUGCUCCGGCUCCCCGGCGGCGGCGGCGGGGUCCCCCUCGGGGGCCGGCCCCCGGCUGCUCUCGGCCAACGUGCGGAAGCUGCACCGUUCCCUGAACCUGCUGCUGAGCGAGCCCGAGCGGGAGCGGUUCAUCCACUGCCUGAACGUCUACCACGGCCGCCGCAACGUCUUCGACCUGGUGCAGACCCUGCAGGUGCUGCUGGACAGCCCGGACAAGCGGCAGCUGCUGCCCAUGCUGCGCCUGGUCAUCCCCCGCUCCGACCAGCUGCUCUUCGACCAGUACACCUCGGAGGGGCUCUACCUGCAGCCCGGCCUCCUGCCCGGCUGCAGCGCCCCGCCGCCCGCGGCUCGCCUCUGGCCCCCGCCCGCCCCCGGGCCGGAGGUCAGCACCGCCGCCCGCGGGACAGCUCCCGCCGCCGAGGAGCUGCGCGGGGAGCUGCGGCAGGUGAGCCUGAAGCGGAGCAAGACCCACGAAGGACUGGGCUUCAGCAUCCGCGGGGGCGCCGAGCACGGGGUGGGCAUCUACGUCUCCCUGGUGGAGCCGGGCUCCCUGGCGGAGAAAGAAGGGCUCCGGGUCGGGGACCAGAUCCUGCGGGUCAAUGACAAGGCGUUGGACAGGGUGACCCACGCCGAAGCUGUCAAGUGUGGACUUCUCUCAAGCUGCAGGCCAGAGUCAGAAGGUCUGUGUACUGCAGUGUGGACAGCACGGCUGGGUGAGACCCGGGUCCAGCGACUGGAAGCCCAGGUUUACAACGCAGUGUGGAUGCUCGGGCAGAGAUGGAAACAUGAGGCUCUGAAAGGCUCCAAGAAACUGAACCUGUCGGUGCAUUCGGUUGGGCGGAUCCCUGGGGGCUAUGUCACCAAUCACAUUUACACCUGGGUGGAUCCCCAGGGGCGGAGCACGUCCCCACCCACGGGCCUGCCCCAGCACCAGAGCAGCUCCCUGCGGAAGGACGGCGAGAAGAGGAGUCACCUGCAGCUUCUGCAAGAGGGGGAUGAGAAAAAGGUGAACCUGGUGCUGAACGAAGGCAAGUCCUUGGGCCUCAUGAUUCGAGGCGGAGCAGAAUAUGCGCUGGGCAUUUACAUCACCGGGGUGGAUAAGGGCUCGGAGGCGGAAAGCACCGGCCUGAAGGUGGGAGAUCAGAUCCUGGAGGUGAACGGCAGAAGCUUCCUCAGCAUUCCCCACGACGAGGCGGUGAAGUUGCUGAAGUCGUCGCGACACCUCAUCAUGACUGUGAAGGACAUCGGAAGGCUGCCGCACGCCCGUACCACGGUGGAUGAGACCCGAUGGAUAGCGAGCUCCCAGAUCGGAGAGACCCCGGUGAACGCAGCAGGGGCAGCUGGUGAUCACACAGCAGAGGCAACGGGAAAGCCCGUCUUUCACAGGGGCCUGGCCGGCUCCCAGGUGACGCUGAGCAGCCUGGUGAACCAGUCCCGCGUCAUGCUAGAGGAGCAAGCUCGCCACCUUCUGAACGAACAGGAGCGGGCGACCAUGGCCUACUACCUGGACGAAUACAAGGAGACCAACAUCUCCAUUGACGCCCUCGUGAUGGCUCUCUUCGAGCUACUCAACACACACGCCAAGUUCUCGCUGCUCUCUGAGGUGAGGGGCGUGGUAGCCCCCCAGGACCUCGAUCGCUUCAAUAACCUGGUUCUGAAGCGGGAGAUCGAGUCCAUGAAGGCCCGACAGCCCUCGGUGCCCAGUGCGGACUCCUACUCCAUGACGUCCUACAGCGACACCGGCUCCUCCACUAGCAGCCACUUCACCUCCACCACGGUCAGCUCGGCUCGGGAGCGGCUCUUGUGGCUAAUAGACCUGAUGGAGAACACCGCAGACCUGGAGGGAAGCGGAGAGGGACUCCAGAGCAGUAUUAAUGCCCUGCCGGACAUCUCCCUGGACGAUGUUUCGUCUUUCCCCGAGGAACCGCCCAGCUUUAAGCCCCCACCUCCUUCUCCGGCUCAAGUGCUGGACUCCUCCACUGCCCAGCUCCGAAAGACAGCGAAAGACACACCCCAGCGCCCCUCCUCUGAAUCCUCCCAGUCAGGCCUCUUCUUCGUGGCCCCUCCCAGCCCCACCCCGCCUCCCAGCCACCCCGACAAGGACACAGCCAGCGUGACUUCCACCUCGGCCUCUGCGUCCACUGCGGAUUCUGCCUCGAGCACCGUCUACGCCGUCAUUUCCCCUGCCGCUCUCAGCUCCAGGAGGCACCUGGGUGCCCACUUGUCCUUGGUCAACCAGCACCCGAUCGGCCCCUUCCCCAGAGUUCAGUCUCCAACCAGACUGAAGAGCCCAUCUCCUGAGAGCACCCCUGCCAGUGGCCUCCCAACACCCACUCCUCGGUCCCCUCCCCAUCCCCCGUCGCACCUGGAGCCAGACAAAGGCAGCCCGCAGUCAGCGAUCAACCAGCACUUUAUCAUGGUGGAGGUGCAUCAGCCCAACAGCGAGCCGGACGUGAACGAAGUGAGAUCCUUGCCCCAAGCCCGAGCCUCCACGCUCUCCCAGCUGUCGGACAGCGGGCAGACCCUCAGCGAGGACAGCGGGGUGGAUAUCGGCGAGGUGGAGCUGAGCGGCAGGGACAAGAACCGGCAGCAGAUCCCUGGGAAAAGCCGAAACCCCAAGGAGGCACCGAGAAGCGAUGGGCCAGCAGAGGCAGCCUCCAGACCGCCUGGCCUUCUGGAGCCCACAUCCUGUCUGAUUCGAGUGGCGAAGAGCGCGCCGACCCUGGGGAUCGCCAUCGAGGGCGGCGCCAACACCCGGCAGCCUCUGCCCCGGAUAGUCACCAUACAGCGAGGAGGAUCUGCCCACAACUGCGGGAAGCUGAAGGUGGGGCACGUGAUCCUGGAGGUGAACGGCACGACGCUGCGGGGAAAGGAGCACCGGGAAGCCGCGCGUGUCAUCGCCGAGGCCUUUAAGACAAAAGAGAAGGAUCACAUCGAUUUCCUGGUCACUGAGUUCAACGUCGCACUUUAGGGGGCUCGGCGGCCCCCGAGCCAAACAGACAGAAGAGCGAGGGAGCUGGAUCGGACGGGGGUUAACACGUGCACCCACACGCCCCAGCACAGAAGCCACCCUCCAUGGCAGAGCUGGCCCUGUCCCCUGCCCAGCGUGUGCCCGCUCUCACACACACACACACACACACGUUCCAGGCACAGAAUGUGGGCAGCCAGCGGGGCUCUGCUUCUGGGGCUGACAGCAGCGGUGCGGGUGAUGGGCCCCGGGCUGAGAAGGACUGCGGGAGAGUGUGGGGCCAAAGGGAGGGACGGGCGAGGAAGCAACGGAGGGUGUGGGAGAGAGGAGAAUCCUGACUCCAGCUGAUCCCCGCAUCUCCUGCCUGGGCACUGCCCUGCCUCUGUCUCUCUUCAGUGGUUCAGAUUCAUUUCCCAGUUUAAGCCAUAUUCCAGAUGGUCUUUGCCUGCACCGUCUCCUCGAUGUGGGGGUAGGGAAGCCAGCCACAUCCUUGAGAGCUCACCCCCACCCUGCCCCUUCCCCCACCACCCCACCACCGUCUCUCUCCGCUCUGUUAUUCCUCCUUCCUCUGCACAGAGAAUCCCUCCAUGCCUGCGAGAUGGGAUGGGGUCAAGGAGCACGGGCCAUAGGUGCAGGGUGCCCUGCCGUGCAGUAAUGUUAGUGCAACACGUGCUGUGUGGGGAACUCCACGGCUGCUAAUGGCAUCAGUGAAGUGGGAGUGGGGGAACAGGGGAGAGAUUUCUGGUGAUCACUGGUUUAAUGUGUUCUCUUGGGGGCUUGUCCGCUGUGGGCUGGGUGGCAGGCAUGUGGCACCGGCCACCAUCAAGGCUCCAUGCCCCAUGUCCCAGCGUUUACAGCCAGUAAUGGAUGCCUUGUAAAUUGCCAGCAGUGUCAGUGUAUUUAUAUAUACAGAGCUUGUGCUUUUAAUUUUUCAAUAAA